GAUGCUGAAAUCAACGAACAUGGUUACAACACUGUCUGUUUCUCCCUCCGUCUCCUCUAUUUCACCAUGGCAGCUGUCAACCGACGGGACAUUAGCAAAGCGGGGGUAUCAAGCUGCGCUCACAGAGUUAAAACGUCAUUGAUAUGAAAGAGGAGAGUGUCUUGUUUACUGUCUCUGUCCAGACAUGUAACACCGUGAGUUUUUUCCAGUCUGAAAUCUUCCAGCAUCUCUCACAACAACCCAACGUCUCCUUGACUGAUUUGAGUUAAUUCACUCUUGUACCGGGAGAGAGAAGGGAGGCAGAAUUCCGUUUUGCCAAUGGCUUCUGUGAGCCUUGUUUCCAGUCCCCCAGCCCCUGUUCUUGACAAAAACAUGACAGACUCUGAGCUUGCAGGGGAUGAAAGAGAGGAUGGAGAAUUGGAGGAUGGAGAAAUAGAUGACGAGGGAAUUGGAAUUGAAGAGGAAAACAAAGAGGCUGCAGAGGUGAAUGAAGAUAAAGAGAGGGAAAAGGAGAAAGAAAAGGAAAAAUCUAAAGAUAAAGAAGAAAAGACUCACAGGCACUCGAGGAAAAGAUACAAAAAGACCAGAGAGAAGAGGAGGUCCAAAAGAAGGAGACGUGAUAGGCAGAAACACCACUCCCCGUCCAGUAGCUCCAGCUCUGACAGUUACGACUCCGAUUAUGACCGACCAGAAAGACUCAAAAACAGAAAGGGAUCCGAUGGCCAAUCUUCUCAGCAUGGACGGGACUCAAAGGGUAGUCACGGCAAUUCACAGAAGUCCCCGCCACACAAGAGCAGCGAUUUUGACAAGUACAGUGACUACAGCGAUGACAAGUAUGACUACGAAGAUGAGGAAGAUGAUUAUGAAGAUGACAUGUCCGAGUACCCGCAGUCAAAAGAUUCCCCAGGUCAGGGAAAAGGACGCCAUGCUAAAGAUCAGAUGAAGAGAGGAGGCAUGAGGGGCAUGAAACAACAGCAAUUUGGGCAGAGGGGAAGAGGGAGAGGGAGUGGACCAGGUCGAGGACGAGGGAUGCUCAACAAGAACAAGAAGCUGAAGGGUAAACCCUGGGGAGGACGUGGACGAGGUCGAGGAGGAGACCAGGGCAUGGAAGACAUGGAAGGGAAAAAUCCCCCCAGUUUUCAGAAGAAACGACCAAUUAUGAGCAAGGAGUUUAUCAAUCAGCACACAGUUGAACACAAUGGUAGAUACAUUUGCAAGUAUUUCCUGGAAGGUCGAUGCAUCAAGGGGGAACAGUGCAAGUUUGAACACGAGCUUGUCAUCCCAGAUAAGAAAAAGGAACUCUGUAAAUUCUACCUCCAAGGAUACUGCAGUAAAGGAGAUAACUGCAUUUACAUGCACAAUGAAUAUCCAUGCAAGUUCUUUCACACUGGAGCCAAAUGUUAUCAAGGGGACAACUGCAAAUUCUCCCAUGAGGCUUUGACCGACGUGACCAAAGAGUUGCUUGAUAAGAUCAUUAACACUGAAGAGGAGAAUGCUCGUGAGGAUGAGUUGGAGCUGGAGGACCUGAGGAAACAGGGUAUCGCCCCACUUCCAAAGCCUCCUCCUGGUGUGGGGUUGCUCCCCACUCCUGGUCAGAGCAGUCCUACAGAUGUAGCUGCUGGUCAAGCAGGAAAGAAGAUCCCCUCCCUCUUUGAAAUCAAGGUUCAACCUACUGUAGACUUGGCACACAAAAUUGGUCUGAGUGGAUCCAACUACUCCCAGAAUCAGGGUGACAGCACCAAUCAGUUUAGUGGAGGCUCAGAGGAAACACAGAGUGGAGGUAUGGUGCCUUCAGGCCCCACCGCUCCUCCAGUUCCUCCACCUGGGUCCCCUGGUCCCAUGGGUCUCCCCACAGGGCCACCCAUGCCACAGAGUCCCCAAGGACAGCACCCACCACACGGCUUUCCAAUGCCGCCACCAAUCCCACCUGGUCAACCUCCUCCUUUUCAUGGAAACCGACCUAACAUCAACCCACAAAUGAAUAUGCAGAGGCCUCCAUUCCCCCCAGUACCUGAUCUACAGAUGCUACAAAGCCUCUUCCCGUUUCCAUCGAUGGGUCAGAACCCAGUAGAGUUUUUCAGCAAUUUCCUACGAAAUCAGGCUGUGGGCCAACAAGGAGUGGACCCUGGUGUGGCCUUCAUACAGAACCUCCAGCAGCAGAUGGGUGCAGAGUCACAGUUGCAGUCUUUACCACCAGCAGUGCAGAAAGCCAUCUUUUUACACCUGACGCAGCAGAAACAAGAGUCACAGCCACAGGGGAAUGAGCCACAGAGAGCAGAGGGCCAGGAUGAUAACAGUGCAAACAGAGAUGAAACUACUAACUGGUACUCCAGCGAUGAGGAGGAUGGAAGCUGUGUUUCCUCCAUUCUCAAAUCUCUAAAGAAGCAGAGUGAGAUGCAGCAGUCUAAGACCUCCCCGACUGCCCCUGUGGCUGCAACACUGGUUGACCCUCGGCUUGUGAAGGAGAGGGCUCCACCCAGUGACCCACGUGUCAAGUCAGACCCACGGCAGCGUCCCCCUGAGAUGAAAAAGGAGUCAGAUGGAGGCACUGAUCCAAGGCUCUCCAGGGACCCCAGGAAGUUGAGACCCAUGGAGCCAAGCUCAUAUCGCCAGCAGAGCCACCCGGUUCCUCAAAAGCCACCUACUGGAGAUGAGGACGAGGAAGGAGAGAGAGAGCUCAGGGACCGAGCUGUCCUCAUCCCUCUAGAUGCCAGCCCCAGUGUGGUGCUGCGGGAUCCACGUUGCCAAUUAAAGCAGUUUAGCCACAUCCGAGUGGACAUUCUGCUCCAGCGGCCUUCCUUUGCCCAAACAGUGGUAUGGGCUCCUGAAGACCUCAUCCCUUCCUUGGUGCCCAAGCAGGAACACUCCAUCAAUUUGCCCCUCCCACCGCUGAUUGCUGAUGCUCAGAUGAACCGGACAAGUCUGCCUGACCUUCCCCCUGUCUCCAGCCCUCCACCAGCAGACCCCAGGCUGGCAGCUGCACGUCUGAAGGGUCGACUGCCAUCUGUAUCUCUGGAGUCUCGAUCCUCCAUAGAGAGACCUGUCGAUCCCCGCCAGCAAAAGGCUUUAGACCCCAGACUCAAGCGUACAGGAAGUCUAGACUCCAAGCUGAUGGGUCAGAAAGAGCCCUCCUCUGGGGGAGGAGUUGUUGACCCCAGGUUACAGAAGGCCAGUGCUGGCUCCUCUCCUCAUGCUGCUCGAGCCAAGACAGAGCCUGAGAGGUUGCCACCAUAUGCGCCUCGUUUGGCCUCCUCUGGUGGAGGGCUGGAGAGUCCCACUACAAUCCUUGGAGGCAUCAGCCUGUACGAUCCUCGUAAUCAAACUGAGCAGGCUCAGAAGGACCAGGUAGAACCUCCUAAAAAAGUGGGGAUUCUUAAACAUCCUGUUAAGAAAGACAAUACUCCACCACCAUCACUCUCCCCAACUCAAAGAAGCAGCUCUUUUGAGGAGGCAAAAAGCACAGACAGCACCUCAGAUCAGCCUCCACCUUCCAGUACACCCACAGUGCCUCCGGCCUCACCAGUCAAACCCCCUGCCGUGCAUAAUCUUCCCAUCCAGGCACUGGCAGGGCUGAUCCGACCCCAGUACGCUGACCCCAGGCAGGCCAAACUAGUAGGACAGGGCUCUGCAGGAGCACAAGAAGAAGCAGAGGAAAAGAAGGAGCAGGAGCAGAAGCAGGAAGAAACCACAGUGGAGGAACCAAAACAGGAGGAUCCAGAGGAGGAUGCAGAUGACAGGACACUUAAGGACGUGUUCAAGACUUUUGAUCCCACUGCUUCCCCUUUCUGUCAGUAAACACUCCAGUGUGGACAUGUAGAAAAGCUGCAUAUGUUUUGUACAUUGAUGAGACAUGUAUAUUAAUUGUUAUUUAGCUUUACCUGAAUCUAUUUAUUUCUGUAUAUAAAUUCUGUUUAUGAUCAUGAAUAGAUUCACAUAGUAUCCAGCACAUUGCAAAUUUAGCAGUACGGAGAUGAUGCUGAAUAUGUGCUGAGGCACAAUGUAUAGUUCCUGUAAACGUAAUCAUAUUAAUGCUGAAGAGUGUUUGUGUGUGUGUGUGUGUGUGUGUGUGUGUGUGUGUGUGUGUGUGUGUGUAGAUUUUUUGUCAAUGAUUUAUUUUCAUGUACGUUGUAAACAAUCAGAAACAAUGGACUGAACCAUUCUGUUUUAUACUUUAUUUGCAGGCAUUACACUCUGUAGAAUAGAUCAUUAAUUACAUAUGCAGAGAGAUAAGAAGUAAUGAAUCAAACAACAGUUUUACAGAAUCCAUUAAGAAUUUUUGUAUUUACAUAUUUAUUUGAAGACAUUUUUAUAUUAGUGGGACUUUGUGCUUCUGCUCACUUUUAUUAGAAAGGAUUUUUUCACAUUUUUCUUGAACAUUUGCAAUUUUUGCCACACAUAUCCUGAUAUGAGCUAAAGACGUGGCAACCUCCAACAUGAUUAGGGCGGAGAAUCAAUACAGAUAACUAUGUACAAGUUUGCUCAUAGGCUCCUUGCCUGAAAUAUAUACAAUACAUUAUGACUUAAUGUCCCUACAGUAUUGAUAUGCUUGCAGAAUUCUGUGUGCAAUAUGAGAUUAUUCCUUUCUUACUACAUUGUGUCCUUUUGCAACAUUACAGUAACGUUACAGAUUUUGUACUUUGUGCAAUUUUUUUAGGUGGCCUAAAUGCUUUGAGGAUGUAAUGUCAACUUUCUAACUUGCUAACUCAGCAGUAUGGAGUAAAUUAAUAUUGUGACUUCAUUUGAUUUCUCACUGCUGACCAGCUUGUAAGUAGCACUCAAAACAUCUUCCACUUUUUACAUACUAGAUCAUCCAAAUAGGAAAUUAAGAUGGUUGAAAAUCUUGAUCACAUUGCAGGUAUAUGUUUUAUAAAUAUGACCUUUAUGAAUAUCUUUUAAUGGCUGAGUUUUGUUGAAGUUUACUGUAAAUGAACUUGUAUCCGGGCAGUGUGUGCUACAAAAGGUGAAUGUUGUGGAACUAAUGUGGAUUGAGUCAGUUUUAUUUGAUAGCUCUGUGUUUGAUAAUGUGAGCCUCCCUUGUUGGACAGAAGCAA
Molecule: messenger RNA, 5051 nt
Organism: Scomber japonicus (chub mackerel)
Lineage: Eukaryota; Metazoa; Chordata; Actinopteri; Scombriformes; Scombridae
Product: zinc finger CCCH domain-containing protein 6
Exons: 12
Coding region: 319-3795 (1158 amino acids)
Biological process (GO): negative regulation of DNA-templated transcription
Cellular component (GO): nucleus
Molecular function (GO): RNA binding; metal ion binding
Source: RefSeq, a predicted model, not a curated record